Molecule: messenger RNA, 1161 nt
Organism: Budorcas taxicolor (takin)
Lineage: Eukaryota; Metazoa; Chordata; Mammalia; Artiodactyla; Bovidae
Product: ATP-binding cassette subfamily C member 4-like
Exons: 8
Biological process (GO): transmembrane transport; monoatomic ion transport
Cellular component (GO): plasma membrane
Molecular function (GO): ATP binding; chloride channel activity; ABC-type transporter activity
Source: RefSeq, a predicted model, not a curated record
AUGCUGCCUGUGUCCACGGAGGUGAAGACCAGCCCGCUGCAGAAGGCGAACUUCUGCUCGCGCCUGUUUGUCUGGUGGCUAAACCCCUUGUUUAAAAUUGGUCACAAACGGAAAUUAGAACCAGAUGACAUGUACUCGGUGCUUCCGGAAGAUUGCUCCCAGCACCUUGGAGAACAGCUGCAAGGGUACUGGGAUCAAGAAGUUAAGAGAGCCCAGAAGGAUGCACGGGAGCCCUCUUUAGUGAAAGCAAUCAUAAAGUGUUACUGGAAAUCCUAUUUAAUUUGGGGAAUGUUUACAUUUCUUGAGGAAGGCACCACAGUAGUUCAACCCAUAUUUUUGGGGAAAAUGGUUAGCUAUGUUGAAAACUACCAUCUUUCCGAUUCUGCCGCUUUGCACGAAGCCUACAGCUACGCGGCAGGGCUGAGCGCCUGCGUGCUCGUGUGGGCCGUUCUGCACCACUUGUACUUCUAUCACAUUCAGCGCUUGGGGAUGAGGCUGAGAGUAGCCGUGUGCCAUAUGAUCUACCACAAGGCUCUUCACCUGAGUAGCACCGCCAUGGGGAAGACCACCACAGGCCAGGUAGUCAACCUGCUGUCCAACGAUGUGAACAGGUUUGACCAGGUAAUGAUGUUCUUGCACUAUCUGUGGGUGGGGCCACUGCAGGCUGUCGCAGUGAUCGCCCUGCUCUGGAUGGAAAUAGGAAUAUCAUGUCUUGCCGGGAUUGUGGUUCUCAUUAUUCUUCUGCUUUUGCAAAGCUGCUUUGGGAAGUCGUUUUCAUCACUCCGGAGUAAGACUGCUGCUCUCACAGACAAGAGGAUCAGGACCAUGAGCGAAGUCAUAACUGGCAUCAGAACAAUAAAAAUGAAUGCUUGGGAAAAGUCACUUAUAGACCGUAUUACCAGACUGAGAAGUAAGGAAAUUUCCAAGAUUUUGAAAAGUUCCUACCUUAGAGGCAUGAAUUUGGCAUCAUUUUUCACUGUGAGCAAAAUCAUGAUUUUUGUCACCUUCAUCACCAAUGAGCUCCUUGACAACCGGAUCACAGCCAGCCAAGUGUUUGUGGUGGUGACGCUGUUUGAGGCUCUGCGGUUCUCGAGCACCCUUUAUUUCCCCAUGGCCAUCGAGAAGGUGUCAGAGGCUGUCGUCAGCAUCCAAAGAAUCAAG